Messenger RNA from Alternaria infectoria, 2685 nucleotides. RefSeq lists its product as uncharacterized. Lineage: Eukaryota; Fungi; Ascomycota; Dothideomycetes; Pleosporales; Pleosporaceae. Bases 1 to 2685 code for a protein of 894 amino acids. The record is from RefSeq and is a predicted model, not a curated record. The transcript has a single exon. Gene Ontology annotation, molecular function: ATP-dependent chromatin remodeler activity; ATP binding; DNA translocase activity. Gene Ontology annotation, cellular component: nucleus. Gene Ontology annotation, biological process: reciprocal meiotic recombination; double-strand break repair via homologous recombination.
AUGAAGCCUUUCCGGCCUCUUACCCUCGCUCGCCCUCGCUCAGAGACUGGCGAGCCAUUGAAGAAGAAACCUAGAGUCUCGUCCAACGCGCUUUCCGCCGGCAGUCGCCAGCCGCUCAACACGCUGAACGCCCCCGCACCAGCCCAAUUCCUACCCCCGGGUCUCGAAGGAAACUAUUAUACGGUCCUAUGGCGAAAAUACACGACUAAGAAGAAUAAGACAUGGGAUGGUGAUGGCGUACUUGCCGUCACAGGCGGCUAUGCGACGCUUACGGAUAGCGAGACGGGAAAAGAAUUGGGGAAAGGAGCAUGUACUCGACCGCUGCUUCCAGGCUCGGCACUAUCGAUCGGCGGAAAGGAGCUAGAAGUGGAGGCGUCCAUUGACAAGGCUGAUUACCUCGCUGGGCGCAUGUUCCUGGGGACGGCUGCAGCUGCGCCUGUAGAUCAGUCGAAGCGCGAGGAACCAGGAUACAAGCCUCUUUCGUCGGCCAAGUCGAAAGCAAACAAGAGAAAAGAUACUGGUGACGAUGGUGUGGAUGUGCCAGACUACAAGCCCUCAGCUCAGCGCAAGCAGCAGUUCAAGGCGCCUCUAUUGUCGAAUACCGUCAUGCCUCAACGAAACCCAUCGAUCCCUCAGCCACGCCACGAUCCGAACGCACCGAACGCCCUGGUCAUGAAACGGCCGACGUCAUGCCCGAAAGAAAAGCAGAUAGUCGACGUUGUCGUUGAUCCGGUUCUCAGCAAGCAUCUGCGCGAACAUCAACGUGAGGGCGUGCAGUUUCUAUACGAAUGUGUCAUGGGCAUGCGAUGCGAGGGCGAAGGCGCGAUCAUGGCGGACGAGAUGGGUCUGGGAAAAACACUGCAGACCAUCACACUGCUCUGGACAUUGAUGAAGCAAAACCCCAUACACAAUGCCUCGCCGGUCAUCAAGAAAGCCCUCAUCGUAUGCCCCGCCGGCCUGGUCGAUAACUGGAAGCGUGAGUUUCGGAAGUGGCUGGGCAACGAGCGGAUUGGCGUGUAUGUGCUGGACGCAAAGAACAAGAAGAUUGCCAACUUCACAAAGGGCAAAGCCUACAACAUCAUGAUCGUCGGAUACGAGAUGCUGCGUGUUAUGCAAGAGGAAAUGAAGCAAGGGACUGUCGAUAUCGUCAUUGCAGAUGAGGGCCACAGGCUGAAGACUGCUAACAACAAGGCCAUGCAGGCGAUCCAGUCUCUCAACACCGAGCGGCGGAUCAUCUUAUCGGGCACGCCACUGCAGAACGAUCUGGGCGAGUUCUUCACUGCCAUUGACUUCGUCAACCCUGGCCUACUGGGGCAACGAUCAGCCUUCAAGCGUUCUUUCGAAGUGCCCAUCGUGCGCAGCCGUCAGCCAGAUGCAAGUGAAGCAGAGCUCGAAAAGGGCGAGGCACGAUGGAAGGAGCUCGUAUCCCUUACCAGUCAAUUCAUGAUUCGCCGUACAGCAGAAGUGCUUGCAAAGUACCUCCCACCGAAGACUGAGCACAUUGUCUUCUGCAGGCCGACCAAAGGACAAGCAGAGGCUUAUCGCGCCAUACUGGGCUCACCAACGUUCAGAAUAGCGUUGGGAAGUACAGAUAUUGCGCUACAGCUCAUCAACGUGCUGAAGAAGGUCUGCAACAGCCCUUCGCUACUCAAAUCAUCGAAAGAUAAUGACGAUACGCCAUCGGAGAUGCUGCAAUCGCUUCUCCCACUGAUACCGCCCAAGAUUCUCAGCUCAAGUGCUUCGAGUGCGAAGCUGCGACUGCUCGAUAGCCUUGUUCAUCGGAUCUAUACCACCACUGAGGAGAAGAUCGUCAUUGUUUCGAAUUACACUACCACACUGGACAUGAUCGAGCGACUUUUGGUGUCGUUGUCAUACACCUACCUCCGUCUCGAUGGCAGCACGCCAGCCAACAAACGCCAAGCACUUGUGGAGAAAUUCAACAAGACCCCGAAGACCACUUCUUUCGCCUUCCUACUAUCUGCGAAAUCCGGAGGAGUCGGCCUCAAUCUGAUCGGUGCAUCGCGCAUCGUGCUUUUUGAUAUCGACUGGAACCCCGCUACCGACUUGCAAGCUAUGGCACGUAUCCACCGCGACGGCCAGAAACUGCCAUGCAAAGUAUACAGAUUCCUCAUCCAAGGUGGACUAGAUGAGAAAAUCUACCAGCGUCAAGUCAUGAAAAUGGGUCUCGCAAACGCCGUCGUAGACAACAAAGCCUCCGCCUCCUCCUUCUCACAAGAAGAACUCCGCGACCUCUUCCGUCUCGACGAGCGUGAAGGUUGCCAGACCCACGACAUCCUCGGCUGCACGUGUGACUGCAAGGGCUCACCAGAAGUCAAACUCGAAGCUGAGGAAGAAGAAGCAGAAACGCCCGAAGACGACAUCGAAGAUUCGGACGAAGACCCCUAUCCCACCCUCACGAAAGCAAGCGAAGUCAACAUCGAAGAGCAAGAAGCGAAUAUCAAGGCUAGACGCGCGGCGAAACAACCCAAGUUGAGGAUGUUGAUGGAGUAUCGGCAUAUCGAUACUAAGAUUCUCAAGGGAAUGAAGAAGAGCGACGGAGAGGAGGAUGCAGGAGAUGGGGUUGUGGAUAAUAUGGCGGCGGCAAUUGAUGAUGAUGUGUUUCUUGAUGUGCUGAAGGAACAGGAGUGUAAUGUCGGGUUCUUGCUGACGAAGUCGACGUCUUGA